Messenger RNA from Lipotes vexillifer (Yangtze River dolphin), 2473 nucleotides. It is a transcript of the gene WHAMM, whose product is annotated as WASP homolog associated with actin, golgi membranes and microtubules. Gene Ontology annotation, molecular function: Arp2/3 complex binding; actin binding. Lineage: Eukaryota; Metazoa; Chordata; Mammalia; Artiodactyla; Lipotidae. Gene Ontology annotation, cellular component: cytoplasm; endoplasmic reticulum-Golgi intermediate compartment membrane. The record is from RefSeq and is a predicted model, not a curated record. The transcript has 11 exons. The coding region runs from base 53 to 2473 and encodes 806 amino acids. Gene Ontology annotation, biological process: endoplasmic reticulum to Golgi vesicle-mediated transport; Arp2/3 complex-mediated actin nucleation.
GGAGACCAGGCUCCGGCGAGCCGAGCCCUCCGGGCGCUGACCGCCGGCGGUCAUGGAGGACGAGCAACCCGACAGCUUGGAGGGCUGGGUGCCGGUCCGCGAGGACCUGUUCGCCGAGCCCGAGCGGCACCAGCUGCGCUUCCUCGUGGCCUGGAACGACGUGGAGGGCAAGUUCGCUGUGACUUGUCACGACCGCACGGCGCAGCGGCGGCGGCGCGAGGGGAGCCAGCCCGGGCCCGAGCUGGUGUCUGAGCCCGUGUCUGAGGCCGCCGCGCCCCCGCCCAGCUGGGCAGGCCUGCUCUCGGCCGCCGGGCUCCGCGGCGCGCACCAGCAGCUGGCGGCGCUGUGGCCGCCGCUGGAGCGCUGCUUCCCGCGGCUUCCGCCGGAGCUGGACGCGGGCGGUGGCGGGGCCUGGGGCCUGGGGCUCGGGCUGUGGACGCUGGUAUGGCCGGCGCGCACGGACCUCGGCGAGGCGGCGCUGCAGGAGCUGUGCGGGCAGCUGGAGCGCUACCUGGGCCAGGCGGCCGACGGCUGCGGCGGCGUCGCGGUGCGCGACGCGCUCUUCCCCGCCGAGGGAUGCGCGGCCGACUGCGAGAGCCUGCGCGAGUUCCGGGAGCGGGUCCUGCACGCGCGGCGGGACGAGGCGGGGGCGCGGCUGCGCCAGGUGCUUCAAGGGCAUGAAAAAGCCAACACCAUGGUAGCAUUAAUGAAAGUGUAUCGAGAGGAAGAUGAAGCAUACCAGGAAUUAGUUACUGCGGCAACCAUGUUCUUCCAGUAUUUACUGCAGCCAUUCAGGGAUAUGCGAGAACUUGCAACUUCAUGUAAGCUUGCUAUUUUGAAGUCCUUGGAUGAGGAUGGUCUGGGUCCUAAAAGGAUGGUUGCCCUGCAGAAGGAAGCCCAAGAAUGGACCAGACGGGCUGAAGAAGCUAUAGUCUCAAUUCAGGAUAUUACAGUGAAUUAUUUUGAAAAAACAGUAGAAGCGUUAGCAGGAAUGCAGAAACAAAUGGCACAGGAUGAGAAGAGAUUUGGCCAGGCUGCCUGGGCCACAGCAACUCCUAGGUUAGAAAAACUCAAGCUGAUGUUAGCUCGGGAGACUCUGCAACUCAUGAGAGCCAAAGAGUUGUGUUUCAGUCACAAAAGAGCUGAAAUUCAGGGAAAGAUGGAAGAUCUUCCAGAACAAGAAAAAAAAAUAAAUGUUGUAGAUGAAUUAGAAAUACAGUAUUAUGAAGUUCAGUUAGAACUAUACGAGGUUAAAUUUGAGAUAUUAAAAUAUGAAGAAAUACUGCUUGUUACACAGUUGGACUCUAUUAAAAGACUUAUAAAAGAUAAACAGGAUGAAGUUAUCUAUUAUGAUCCAUGUGAAAAUCCAGAGGAACUUAAAGUCAUGGAUCGUGUAAUGGGGCUGCAGGAUGAUAAGAAUCUGGAGGUGAAGGAACUCAGCCGGCAGUGCCAGCAGCUGGAAUCUAAACGGGGCAGGAUCUGUGCCAGAAGAGCCCGUCUCAGGAACAGAAAGGAUCAAUGCAAAGAAAAUCAUCGACUCAGAUUGCAACAGGCUGAAGAAAGCAUAAAAUAUUUUCAUCAGCAUCAUAGCGUUCAGAGGAAAAGAGACCAGAAAAAAGAGGAGGAGCAAGAGAAAAAAGAAUGGAUAAACCAAGAGCGCCAAAAAACACUCCAACGAUUGAGAGCAUUUAAAGAGAGAUGUCCAGGUCGCUCUGUCCUAAAGAGCUCUCGCUCACAACCUGUGGCUCCACACCUGCCGAGUGGACUUCCCCGGCAGACAUUCCCGCCGACUUCUCAGAUGACGGCGGUGAUCCAUCCGUCCUCUAGGAAAACCAGCAGCACUCCCUUAUCUGAAGUUAGUAAUGUGAUAACCCCUGAGCAUGAAGACUGUGCUAGAAACAUCCCUGUUCAGACUUUUGUUCCAGUUGGUGCCCAUACACACUGCAGAUCAAGUGAGGAGUUGUCACUGCCACCACCACCACCACCACCGCCACCACCACCGCCACCGCCGCCACCACCGCCGCUGCCCCUUCCUGCUCCGCCCUUUUCUUCUCAAUCUGCAAAUCAUCAGAAUUCACACUUCAGGACUUCAGCGAAAGAUGAUCAGCCGCUUCCUCUAGUGUGUGAAUCGCCCGCUGAGAGCCCAUGUGGUUCCUCAGACAGUCUUAGCUGCCCAGGGUCGAUGGAUGAAGUGCUGGCCUCCUUAAGGCAUGACAGGGCCCCUCUCCAGAAGGUGCAAGCUCCCACUUUGUCCCCUCCCCGUGCCUCAGUCAAUGAGCACAUUCUGGCUGCCAUAAGGCAAGGGGUCAAACUGAAGAAAGUUCACCCUGACCUUGGCCCGAGCCCCAGCAAUAAACCCACCAGCGACCUGGAGAGGAGCAUCAAGGCGGCGCUCCAGAGAAUUAAGAGAGUAUCUGCUGACUCGGAGGAGGACGAUCGUGAUGAGCAGAACCCCAGCGAGUGGGACCGUUAG